Triticum aestivum (bread wheat) is the source of this 3547-nucleotide messenger RNA. RefSeq lists its product as uncharacterized. The transcript is spliced from 6 exons. Bases 262 to 756 code for a protein of 164 amino acids. The record is from RefSeq and is a predicted model, not a curated record. NCBI's taxonomy places the organism in Eukaryota, Viridiplantae, Streptophyta, Magnoliopsida, Poales, Poaceae.
UCUACUAGGUCUUCUUCCUCCCCCUUUCUUCGCGUAGGUCUAGCCACACGGCUGAGCCGCCGCCAUGGAAGGUGAAAUAAAGUUGAUCUGAUCUGAUCUUUCUGAGAGCUCUGUUGAUUUUCUGCUAGCAUUUCUUCUUGCCAAAACCCUUCUCCUCCAGACGCCCAGAGAUCCCAAGCAGAUGAUCAGAUUUCUUAUGUUGUGCUUCUAUUUCUUCAUGCUAGGACGCCCAGAGAUACCAAGUUGAAGAACCAGAAAAAAAUGGAUAAGCUCUCAUAUCAUUCUAACAUCUCAGAUCUGUCAAGCAACAAAGAAAAACACAACAGAAGCAAACCUGGAGUUCAAUCUCGAAUUUCUAAGGUAAACGUACUGGGACAAGAUGCUUACCACCAAGAAUGUUGUUACAGUGCAGAAAGACAAAAAGAAAACACGAACCCAGUAGUUCCGCACAACUAUGGAGUACAUCAAGACCAACUGUAUGCUGCACAAAACAAAGAACUUAGAAAGCAGGAAUUAAAUGAAGUUCAGAUUGGAAAUCAAAGUUGCAAAAUGAUGAAUGAACUGCUUGCACCAGAAGGAUUUCCGCAGUCGUACACACAACUCAUGAAACAAAUGACUCUCAUGAGUCAUCUCCAAAGUGACAACAUGACUAUCCCUAUAACAAGUUUCACUUCGCUCUUGACAACAAGCAUGGAUGAUCAGAUCCAAUAUCAAGCAGCUAUCAAAAUGAAGAAGCAGAUGAAGGUGCACCUAUGAUGAUAAUUCUGAAAGCAACAGUGAAGAUUACCUCGCCUGCAGUAGUGAUGAGAAUGAAACUGAUGCAGAGGAAGAUUACCUGGAGCAAAACACAGUGAUUUGUGAGCAGUUGUCUGCAGAUCAUGAGUAUUCAGAGUUGCAAUAAUUAGAGCAGAGUUGGCACAACUCUAUUUUAGAUGAUGUGCAAGAAAUGUUGAUUAAUCACGAAAAACAGAUAGCAAAAAUGAAUGAGCCAUUGCAAGGUCCUGAUUAUGCAGAAACAAUUGAUACAGAUGGCACAAGUGGGAGUGACGAGUCAGAGUUUGAAACAGAGAACCAAGAAUAUGAAGAAGCACAUAUGAACAACUCUAAUCUUGACAGCAGUGAUGAGUUGCCUAAUUCAGACCAACACGAUGAGAGCAUGCAUGAAUCAGGCGACCAAGACAUUGAGCACCGACAGGAUGAGGCCAAGAAUAAAUCAAACAAAGAUAAGAAAAAAUUAUCUCAAGAAGAUAUUGAAUUUUUUCUUGAGAAUGAGGUCAUAGAUAAAGCAUUGAAACUGAGCCAAGAAGAUGAAAAGAAUCACAUGCCAACGCUAAACAUGUCAUUUGAAAGUGAUGCUGAUGCACACCGAUUCUACAAUGAAUACACGGCUAUUGCGGGGUUUUCUAUAUAGAAAGCUGCAAACUAUCACUGCCAAAAGAAAGAUGCUCACAAUAACAAAGUGACAAUAUUUACUUUGAAGUGCAACAGGUAUGGUAAACUAGAAACAGGACAAAGCUGACAGCAGCAGGAGCAAAAAGGAGAAAGUACAAAGGUGAUAAAAAUGCACCCACCAUCCUUGAGAAUACGACAGACAGGAGAAGGAAUUACACAAUCAAAACAGGGUGUCAAGCUCAAAUGGUUGUUACCUGGAAAUUUGAACUUGAGCAAUGGGUCGUCACAAGGCUGAUCAUUCAGCACAAUCAUGAACUCCAUCCGCAGGCGAAGUCAGGUUCCUGAAAUCACACAAGUAUAUAACUGAGCAAGAGAAAGACUUGAUUAGGAGUUGCAAAAGAGUAAAUAUACCAACUAGAAAGAUAAUGGCAAUCAUGUCAUUCUUCCGAGGAAGAGGUCUAUCUUCAUUGCCUUACACCCCAAAACAGAUUAGCAACAUGGGUACAAAAAUGAGAAGAGAAAAUGGUCUGAAUGAUAUGAUGCAAGUAGUAUCAUUUUUUGAACAGAAAAAGUCAGAAGAUCCACUAUUCUUCUACUCAUUCAAAACGGAUCCAAAAAAGAAUGUGAUGCAUAUAUUUUGGGCAGAUGGGAGUGGAAUAAGGAACUAUCAGCAGUAUGGCGAUCUUCUCAGUUUUGGCACAACCUACAAGACUAACAAAUACAAUCUGAAUUUUUCUCCAUUUGUGGGAGUAAACGGGCAUGGAGACAACUGCCUUUUUGCAUGUGGUUUCAUUCAAGAUGAGAAGAAAGAAACAUUCGAGUGGCUCUUUAAGACAUUUCUGAAAUGCAUGGGAGGGAAAGCUCCUAAAUCUGUCAUAACGGAUCAAGACGCAACUAUGAAGAAAGCAGUACCUAAAUGCUUUCCAAAUUGCAAGCAUAGGAACUGUUUGUUCCACAUUCUCACGAAAGCUCAAAACAAAGCUAGGAGGACAUUUGGAAAGAACCAACACUUGAAUGCUCAAUUUCAUGACAUAAUCCUAAACUCCCAGACAAUGCAAGAAUUUGAGGAAUUAUGGCCACAAAUGAUUCAACAGCACAAUGUUUAGCAUAUCAAGUACUUUGCAAUUAUGUGGAAAAACAGGAAGAGAUUCGUACCUGUCUACUUCAAGAAUCACUUUUAUCCGUUCAUCCAGACAACAGCCAGAAGCGAAGGCACCAAUGCUGUAUUCAAAGCAAAUGUAGCUUCAACUCACAGUGUGAUUGCUUUCAUGACAGAGUUUGAUAGAAUAUCACAAAGCAUUGAAGAAAAAAGAAAAGAAAAUGAUUCUGUCACAAGAAGAACUUCUCCAACAAUGUGGAGUGACUGGGCAUUGGAAAAGCAUGCACCAAGACUAUAUAACAGAGGCAUUUUUUUACAAAUUUCAGCAAGAGUUGAUGAAUUCAACUAAGUUUCACAUGGUUGAAGUUGAAAGAAACAAACAAUAUGAGGUGUUCAAAUCACCAACGCAAGCACUAUUUGACUAUAACCCCAGAACUUUCAUAGUCAUGGUGGACAUAGACUCUGAAACUUUCACAUGCAUAUGUGGUAAGUUUGAAAAAGACGGCAUACUAUGCUGUCAUGCACUCAAAGUGAUCCAAGCAUUGAACAUUGAUGAGAUAGCAGAGAAGUAUUUCAUUGAUAGAUGGAGACCUAAAGAGAAGAAAUCAGAACAAGUCAGUGAACAAGUGACAAACCUUGAAGAUUUGGAUGAUCAAAUGGCUUUCUUCUCAUUCUCUAGAAGGCUCACUGAGUUAGCUUCUGAAGCAUCAAAAAAUCCUGAAAGGAGGAAAGUUAUGAGUGAGCAGAUAACCAAUUUGGAGAAAUUAAUUAUGGGCAUACCUUGCAUACCAGAAGGUGAGGAACCAAAGAGUUGUUCGUCAUAAGUAGCAUCUGACACUAUAGCAGCUUUGAGUUUGGGUAGCAAUUCUGAAAACACACUAAAGGAUCCGGUAUACACAAAACCAAAAGGGAGAAUGAAGAAAACAGGAAGGCAAAAGAGCAUAGUUGAGGAAAUUAUAGCCAAACCAAAAAUGACUUGCUCUGGGUGUGGCAAACAAGGUCACAGGAUAACUGGAUGUAAGCCAACAGAAGAGAAUGCAACGCAGAAAAUUAACA